AUGAAGGAGAUGCCUCGGCUGCUGCCGUCGAGGCCCCGCCGACAGGGAGGGCUGCUGCUGCCGCUCUUGCUGCUCCUGCUCCUGGACGGCCACGUCGCCCGGGCCCAGCACUGGCGGAAUGAAAAUUAUGAGCGGCCCAUUGACCUGGAAGGCUCUGGAGAUGAUGACUCCUUUGAGGAUGAAGAAAUUGAUGAAAUCGAGGAACUCUACUCAGGCUCUGGCUCAGGAUAUUUUGAGCAGGAUUCUGGGAUCAAGACCAUUGUGCGGCUCAACACAGAUGCACCCCUCACCCUACCUACAACUUCCCCCGUGUUGCCCGCCACCUCUGUGCAGCCAGUAGCCACCCCCUUUGCACCAUUCCCUGCGGAGGAAGCCACCUCUGAUCCAGUAACGAGCAGCCUCUACAUCCCCAGGGUGACCGAAGCACCGGCGGUCACCAUCCGGAAAGCGCUUGGUACCACUGCUAGCACCGCAGCCCUUGAUGCCUCUGCUACCGCUAGUACUAUUGCUACCACCACCACCACAACUGCUGCCACCACCACCUCUGCUACGAUGCCCAUGUCCAAGCCAACGACUGUCCUGAGAGUCCUGCCCCCCUUUAUCACCAUUGUAGCCACGACGCAGUCGAUCACACUUGAAACGCCAACCACGGCCACCGAAGUUGCCAGGACGGAACUGAACACAGCUCCGCUGGUGACCACCGGCGUGACGAAGAGCAGGGCUGUGCCAAAGCCAAGUACUUCUCGGGAGCCAGACCGCAGUGAGAGGACUACCACACUGCCCCAACCCUCAAGUUCUACAGCAACUACAGAACCAGUCCAGGGAGAGCCUCUGGAUGCGACCCCUUCCACGUCAAUGAAUAACGAACUGGAAGUUCCUGUCAGCGGGGACUUUGAAAUCCGUGAGGAGGAGGAGGUGGCAGCUCAGACGGAGCUCAGCAAUGAAGUGGUUGCCCUGGUUACCCCAGCAGCCGGGCCGGUGCUGAGGAAGAAUGCUGAGCCGGGGCUUGUAGACAAUACAAUAGAAUCCGGGAACUCGGCUGCGCAGCUCCCCCAGAAAAACAUCCUGGAAAGGAAAGAGGUACUCAUAGCCGUGAUUGUGGGCGGGGUCGUUGGAGCUCUCUUUGCUGCCUUCCUGGUGAUGCUGCUAAUCUACCGGAUGAAAAAGAAGGACGAGGGGAGCUAUACCUUGGAGGAGCCAAAGCAGGCGAGUGUCACGUACCAAAAACCCGACAAGCAGGAGGAAUUCUAUGCAUAAAUCAGUGCCUCGCCACCUCUUUUUCUGUCCCGAUGCCGUCCUUUUUUUAAGAAACAGAAACAAAAAACAAAAAAAAUCUGUCUUAUUAUUCACCCAGCCUCUUUUCUCUCUCUUUCUAAUCAAGUCUGUGAAUUUUAACAAAGAAGCCUAGAAGAAACCGACGGUUUUUUUAAAAAAAGUAUCAUGUAUGUUAUUUGCUUUUAAAAAGGAAAGGGGAAGGUUGAAUCAGAAAGCAUCAGAGUGUGGAGCAAACAGUGAACUCCUGGCUGGAUGAACGCUUGAGUUAGCACCUCUGCCAGGAACGGUCUCGAUUCACACCUCCCUCAGGUCUAGAGCCUUGACUUCUUUUGUUUCGAAUGAGGUGGUCCCUUUUGGUUUCUGGCACUUUGCAGCACUCUUCAAGGCGAGAUCUUUUUUGACUCACUGACUCCGCUCAACUACAAGUGCAAGGAGACACAACAUCUGAUCAUCCGGGCUGCUCACAGCUCCCUCCUGCAAUCGGUCAGUUGCGAUGGACAUUUUAAUUGCUUCAUUGGAGAUCUCACAUGGUCCACAGAGAGCACCUUUUCCCAGCUGUGCAUUGUUUCCUUGCUGAGAGCACCUCCCUUCCUCCCAUUCCCACUCACAACCACCACUUUGAAACUAUCUCCCUACAGAAGGACCAUUCUAGGCUUGCAGAGGUUUCCGGUUAAACCUUAUGCCCAGAUUCAUUCAGCUGGCUUUCACUGUGACCUUGAAGACUCAACUUGCAUGGUAUUGCAAGCUCAGGCAGAUGACCAAGAAACACUUUUCUAAGACAUUAUUUGUGGGAAAACAGGGAUACGUGUGGAAAAGGCAAGCUUUUUUCUGAAGUCUGUAGGAAAUAGAUAAUGUGUCACACUUCUCAACCAGUGGUGUGGGUCCUUUCCUUCUUUAUAAGGGUAUGGGGGAAUAUGGGGGAAGGGAGAAGGACAACAUGAGUCCAUGAUCUGCUGCAGCAGAUCUUUGGUUCCAUAUAACUCUGUAAAUAAAUGGAAGUGGUAAAAAGUUAAUAAACACCAGUGCUCAACUGUUGGGGUGAAACCUGCAUCUCCAAAGCAGGAAUUUGUAGGUCAGCAUCAAACUGGGGAGUGUAACAUUUCACCCAAACCUUCCCUGUUAAAGCAGAUGUCACAUUUUCACUGGCAACGUAGGCGAGGGAAUAGUGCCAACCCACAGAUUGGCAGAUGACCUAUGGCCCAAAUGCCACAGAGGGACCAAAUGGAUAAAUUGGCGAUUGAACUGUAUGCAAUAAAAAUGAAGGCAAGUAAAGACGAAUGUUCACUCUUACAUAUCAGAAAGCUAAGGGUACUAAAAAAUAAA
Molecule: messenger RNA, 2598 nt
Organism: Podarcis raffonei (Aeolian wall lizard)
Lineage: Eukaryota; Metazoa; Chordata; Lepidosauria; Squamata; Lacertidae
Gene: SDC3
Product: syndecan 3
Exons: 5
Coding region: 1-1257 (418 amino acids)
Biological process (GO): cell migration
Cellular component (GO): cell surface; membrane
Source: RefSeq, a predicted model, not a curated record